UCUAGUGGCUGCACACUGAAUAUACUUUAAUGUGAUGGUAUAAAGUGAUGUUCUUAAAACGGCAAAUGAUUAUCUAAUUCAGUUAUAACUACACGCACAGGUCAUGAGAAAUGCGUAAUGGGACAGAUGAUUAAGUAGAGAUUUCUGAUCCUACAUUGUGACCAUAAAAGGGAAGAUUUAAUCGAGAACAAAAAGCCACAAACUGCAGAUAUCCUGCCUCUUGCUUUUUUGUCAUUUGAAAAUAUUUGUUGAUAUAGGUGUGAUCUUGAAUGAAAGAUUUGAACAAAUGAUUAUAACUUCAUAUAAAUCCUCCACCAAGCCUGCAAGAGAGUGGAAACCAAACAACACCUUUGACCUCUUGAGGCCUAUUUGGUUCUCUCCAUAUGUCCGUACCUGCAAACAUGUCACCAUGCUUAUGCUGAAACUCACAUCCUCCGGAGAUUACUGGAAAACUGACGGGUGGGACCAUCCAUCUAUAAAUGCAAUCGGUGCUCGUCUUCCGGCGGAGCGUCAGGAUGCUCCUCAACUUCACCAUCCCUCUGUCGGUGGACUUCAGCACCCCCGAGGACUUCGUCGUCUUCAUCUUCCACAUCCUGUUCGCCACGAGCGCCGUGCUCGUCGCCGGCUCGGUGGUCGUCACGAUAUCCUCCACGCGGUCUCUGCGAGGCCAGAACCGUUUCAUAUUUAUGCUGAACACGAGCAUCAGUGACACUCUGACCGGCUUCUCGGUUUAUUACCUCGGCCUCUUCGACGUGCAAGAGGGCUACCCCUCGAGGAACGGGACGUACUACAUCCUACCGUCAUUUCUAGGCGUUAAUGUGCUGACCUUCCUCUUCGCUCAGUUCGACCGGUACUUCGCUGUGUGUCACCCGUUCUUUUACAACCGCUACGUAGCAAAGUCGGUUGUCGUUUCGAUUUGUGCUUUUUGCUGGAUCUACACAUACACCAUCCUCACCGUGCAGAACAUGGUGCCCAUCUCAAAGGCGGCUCAGAUAAACGCGUUCGGUGUCAUGACUCUCCAGAUUAUAGUUCUGAUCAAGGUGCUCAUGACGAUUAAGUUGUACAUCAUAGCCAGGAAUCACCUGGCGAGAGAGGCCCCCAGCGCCGACAGAGACAACAAGAACGAGUCGCUGCGCAUCAUCGUGUUUGUGGUGAUUUGCUUCUUGGCUCUGUGGUGUCCCUCCUUUGUCAAUAUUAUCGUCAGACAGCUGACCAGGAAAGGCCUGAGGUUUAGGAACGAAGCCACCAACUUGUUCGCCACCAUGGCGCGCCUCAACGCGCUGGUCACCCCCGCUGUGUACAUCUGGGGAAGUCCGGCGCUGCGCCUGGCCGUGUGGAGAACAGUGUGGCGCAGGGUCUGCCCCACACGCAGGCUAAGGUGAGAGACGGGCAAGCAGUUUUCUCCAAAAUUUGUUUUUGACUGUAAUAUUAUCUCUCUCUUUUUUUCUUUCAGAAUUGGUUUUGCCUGGAAGCUGCCUGCAACGACAUCAUAAAAGGGACACGUUUGAGAUAGAUCAGGUGAAUGAAGCUAGUCGAAAUAUUCUUCCUCUAUGUGCCAUAGACAAAAUACAAGAACAAUCCUUUCGCUUAAGCCUCCCUCAGAAAUUUAAUCUGGGAAGGAUAAAUUGUUUCUCCACAUCAUCAUUUUAUCGUUACAAUUUAUCAGAUGCUACAAUAAAGGUUAAACGAGUCACGUCCCUGUAUCCAAUGUUGUAAUUAUACAACAAAACGUUUUUUCAUCUUU
Molecule: messenger RNA, 1744 nt
Organism: Mugil cephalus (flathead mullet)
Lineage: Eukaryota; Metazoa; Chordata; Actinopteri; Mugiliformes; Mugilidae
Product: C5a anaphylatoxin chemotactic receptor 1-like
Exons: 1
Coding region: 480-1382 (300 amino acids)
Biological process (GO): G protein-coupled receptor signaling pathway
Cellular component (GO): membrane
Molecular function (GO): G protein-coupled receptor activity
Source: RefSeq, a predicted model, not a curated record